Molecule: messenger RNA, 741 nt
Organism: Strongyloides ratti
Lineage: Eukaryota; Metazoa; Nematoda; Chromadorea; Rhabditida; Strongyloididae
Product: DnaJ domain-containing protein
Exons: 3
Coding region: 1-741 (246 amino acids)
Source: RefSeq, a predicted model, not a curated record
AUGAAAAAAAAAUUUGUUUGUGAUAUUACCAUUUUUAAAAUUGUUUUUUAUAAAACUUUUUCAACUACUUUACAUUUAAGACAAAGAAAUUUAUAUGAUGUGCUUGGCAUUUCUAAGGAUUCUUCAUACCAAGAAAUUAAAGAAGCAUACUUUAAGAAAGCUAAAUUAGUUCAUCCUGAUUUAGUUAAUAAUUCAUGUUCUACUUCAAACUGUAAAAAAGUAAAAAAUCAUCAAGAGUUUAUUGAUAUAAAAUUUGCAUAUGAUAUUUUAAAAAAUCCAGAAACCAGAAGGUUAUAUGAUAAGGGAGUUGAUUCUUUUCUUAUUAAGAAAAAAAAAUUUUCAAAUAAAGCAACGACUGAUGAAUCAUCGUUUUAUCAUAAUAAUUACAAUAGCACUAUAAAUAGAAAAAGGAAUUAUUACUAUUCAAAUAAUAUAAAUUACUCAUCAAAUUCAGAAGAAUUAAAAAAGAAAAAUGAAGAAGAGUGGAAAGGAAUCUUAAGAUUUACUACACUGACAUUUUUUUCUGUUUUUAUAUAUUUAUUUGGUUAUAAUGUGUUAUUUGCUACAAGAGUAGAAAAAUUUAAUGAUCUUAUCAAAAAAGAUGAGAUAGCUCGAAGUUAUAUAAGACAAUUUGGAGAAAAAGAAAAACUAACUGAUAGAGAAGAAUUAGAUAAAUAUGGUAAAAUAUUUUUUGAAGAUAUUGAAGAAGCAAGAAAAAAGAAGUUAAAAGAAUCAAAAUAA